AUGCCCACCAGCUUCGCCCAGCCUGCUAGACACACCCCUUUCGAUCGUCCUUUCGACCCACACUCUAUAUCGCCUCCGAGUCUUACAAGCACAAGCAGCCCCACUUCGAGCGACUCCACGGGCGACGACGACGAGGCCGCGGCCAAGGUCAGAGCCCGCUCCAGCGCGUCUCAUCGUCGCGCAGCCGACACAGCUGCUGCUGCUGCUGCUGCUGCUGCUGCUGCUGCCAGUUCCGCCAGCACCGCUUCAGUUGACGUCUUUUCGCCCAGCAUCUGGGGCGAACAUUCACAACACUUUGGUCAAGGCCUCGCCGUCAGCGCCUUUGAACCUCAUCAGCAGCCCAAAUCCGACUUUGAGGGAAUGAACUUUGCAGGCUGGGACAACAACUUCACUAAUCUCGGCGUGCAGAACAACGCCGAUCUAUCCAUCGAUAUGGAAUCGACAGCCAGCACCGAGUACGGUUUUUCGCCCACUUCCGUUCAAUCGCCCGCAUCGUCCCACACCGCCAUCGCCAGCUUCCCUGGUGCAUCCCAGGCCAUGAACAACGACAGUCCUAGCGGCUCCGACCGAAAGACCGGCUCCGCACCUCACGAUCCAGCUACAAUUACCAGCACGGAAAGCUUGGCCGGCAGCGGCGAAGACUCUGACACUCACCUUGCAUGGGCAGGCAAGGCGAGCGACAAUGACGAAGCCAUGUUCGACUCAUUUGUUCAGGCAGGCUCAUUUGGCUCGCCUGCCGUACGGGAUGAGCCCUUCCCUGCUAACGGCACCAACGGUCAUGCCUUUGCUGCGAUGAACAUCCCUUCUUCAUUGUCGUCGUCGGCCAUGAUGCCACCGUCGACGCAGGUGAAAGCGCCACCUGCCAGCGCACCCAAGUUCCACGCCAAUGCCAACGCCAGCACCAGUACUUCAUCAUCACGACGCAACUCGGGAGAGUCGUCCGAGCCUAGAAAGCUCCCUGGGUCUUCCUCAGCAACAGCACGACGAAUUGGGUCCCAAACGGCAGUGCACAGCAACAACCUCGACGCUGACCUAGGCUACUCGGCUUUCGAAGUUGUCCGUCCGAACCGGGAAGGUCUUAAGGAUCUCCAGGUCCACAUCAAUGGCGUUCCCAUGCAUGGCGCAAAGUCGCGUGUCGAAACGCAAAUCCGCAUGAGGAUUGAGCUGGUUCGGCCCAAGACCAGCCCUGCCGGCGGAUGGGAACGCAUCGGCUCCUUCUCGCACAUCAAGCUUCCGCCGCUCAGCGGCACCAAGCGCAAAUCGAAAAAGUAUCAGAAGACAGACGUGCCUCCCGAGAAGACGCUCUUUGUUGAUGCGACCGUCGUCAACGCAACACCUCCGCACGAUCGCGUCCAUGUCUGCAAGGGUUGCCGACAGAGAGAGCGCAAGCGCGCCCAUCGCAAGAAGGAUCCCAAGACGCCUGUCGAAAGCCAACCCACAGAAGAAGAGAUGAGGAGUCUGGGCAUUGAUCCAUCCGCGCCCGAUGCCGUCGAGAGGACGCAGGCACGCAUGGAGGAAGAGGAGAAGAAACGAGUCGUCCUCUUCAAUUGCGGCGACUUUGUCGAUUUCGAGGAAGGCGAGGCGGUUCUCCCUACGCGUAUCACCUGCUACUGCCGCCAUCACAAGGAGAAGGUCGGCUUUUGCGUCAUUUUCACCAUGCGCGACUGGCAAGGCCGCUUGAUUGCCACCGGUUCCACUCCACCCAUCAUGAUCACCGACGACCACAAAUCGAUGGGCCAGGCUGCCCAGGCCGCCCAGGCUGCUGCUGCCAGCGCUGCAUCCAACGUAGCCUCGCCCGCAGCACCGGCAUCGCUUGGUGUCAUCAAGCAGGUCAACGGCACAAGUCCCAGAAGCGUUGCUUCCCACCAUUCAUCGCAGCAGGAUGACCCGGCAGCCACCUCUACGAGCGGUAGCGUGACACCCAACGGCAGCAUCACCACCGAAGCACCGACCAAGGCCAAGAAGGAACGCUCCAAGCCUUAUGACGGCAGCCGACGUCGCCGCAACACUUCGGGCAAGGAUCUCAACAUGACGCCGUACUCUGGCACCGGUCAGAACACGCCCUCUGUGACCGCCACUUCGCCCGCUAACUGUGUCGACUUUGGUUCGUCUGAUUUCUGGAAUGCCUUUGCCACUGCCGGUACGGCCAUGAAUGGCCUCGACCGCAGCAACAGCACCAGUACCGGUGCCAAGACGCCUGGCGAUGCUUCGAGCGUGGGUGGAUCCCCCGCACCUCCGAGCUUGGGCGGAUCGCAGCCCGCGCAGCAGGCCAACGGCGGUUCGCAACAUCCGCUGACACUGCCACAGAUGCCGCCACAGAUGCAGGCUCAGCUUGCACAGGGCUCGUUGUCCCCCACCACCUUGCAAACCAACCUCGCCAGCUUGCCCAACUUUGAUCUGGAACAGUUCUUCCGGAACGCACAGGCAGGCGUCUCGAGCGGUGUCGACUUUGCCCAGCUCAUGGCUAUGGCCGCUGCUGCCGCCCUACCUCCUCACCUGCGACCAAAUUCUGGCUUAGCCGCCGCCACGCCUGGCUUUGCACAAGCCUCUCCACCGGGGCCCAACCACCAGAUUGAGCAAGCGCCGUUGCCCAAAAUCUCCAAGCUCAUUCCCGGCGAAGGACCCACCAGCGGCGGUAUCGAAGUGACGGUUCUAGGAGAGAAUUUCACCGAAGGCAUCACUUGCGUGUUUGGCGACGUUCCAGCCGCCAACACCAAGGUGUGGGCCAGCAACACGCUCGUGUGUUUACUGCCGCCGAGCUCAAGCCCAGGCCCUGUCGUCGUGAGCGUCAAGGGUGCUGGACAAGUUGCCCCGCCGCCUCCAGUGAACGGCCCUUUGCAACUUUUCACGUACAUCGACACCACCGACCGUGCGCUCAUGGAACUGGCAUUGCAGGUGGUUGGCCUGCAAAUGACGGGACAGAUGCGAUCAGCCCGCGAAGUCGCCAUGCGCGUUGUCGGCUCUGGCGGCAGCCAACAGCCUGGCAUGCCGCCCACCUUCAGCAAUGGAGGUGGCAGUGGUGGCGUUGGGCAUGCCGACGCUCGUGAAGCUUUUGCUGGCCUUUUCACGGGUCGUUCGCAGAGCUCCAACUUCCAAGACACCCUGGUGCAAUUCCUCUCGCUGCUCGACGCAGAUGUGAGCAACAUCGAGCAGGCAGAGCCACGACCCGACGCGAUCCGACUGGCCAACAAACAGGGCCACACUUUGCUGCACCUUGCUACGCUUAUGGGUUUCCACAGGCUUGUCGACGCUCUCAUUACCCGAGGUUGCCCGCUUGACGCACGCGACUGCAAUGGUGUCACGGCGCUCCACUUUGCCGCAAUCCAUGGUCGCCUCACCAUCGCGCGCAUGCUCCUGAGAGCGGGUGCUCGAGACGAUGUCGCCGAUGUCCACGGCCUCUAUGCCAUUGACCUGGCGCGAAAUCAUGACCAGGUGGACGUCGAGAUGAUGCUCGACAACACGGCCCGCACUGGACACUGGCAGACCCGUCGCCUCACUUCGCACGCCGCUGCGAGCCUCUUGUUCGACGACGACGCAGAGGACAUUGUUUCCGACGAGCUCAGCAGCGAGCCUAGCCAGUCGGACGUUGAUGACGACAACGUCAGCACCAGCUUUGACGAGUACAGCGAUGACAGCUGUUCGGUCAGCGGCGAUGAUGCUGACCAAAUUGCUCGCCGCCCUACCUCUACCGACGUCGAGGAUGACGUCGAAGCUCGUGAGGCUCUCUCGGAGCUUCCAACUCCCAUCAUCGACGACGAAAAGGCUCGUCUCAAGGCAGCGGACGCGCGUCUGGCAGAUGCGGCUACCCUGCCAUCCGACGUCAAGAAGAUCUCGGCAAAGGAAGCGACCAUUGAUGACCCUGCCGACACGCAGAAAUCGUGGUUGACCAAGGCGGGUGAUACAGGCGCCGACUGGAUGAACCGAGCCUUCCUUCCGCAAACGAUGGCCCACAAGUUUGCUCAGCUGCACAUGCCAGCAAUGCCCGCAAUGCCUGCCAUGCCCGCCAUCAACGUCUUCCAUCUCGGUCUUUCUGGACCCGCGUUCAUGCCGUGGUCCGGUGCUCAGCGAGACAAUCACGCCGAUGUCAAAGCAGACGGAGACGACAAGGGCAAGACGCGUUCGAGCGAUGAACCCGUCGAACAAGGCUGGGAGCACGAUGACCGCAGCCGGCUGCUCACGCUGUGGAAGAACAUUGUCGAGGAAGGCGCUUGGGGUCUCAACCCGCUGCACACUCCUCCACCCGCUUACGAGUCCGUUGCUGCAGGCGAAGAGCACGGCGUCCCCAAGCGCUCUGCUCAGGAGUCUGCCACGUCAGCCACCAGCAUUGCUGCCGAUACCACGUCGGAAUCGAGCACACCCACUGCGGGUCCUUCGCGCAGACCUUCGUCGCGACGACGCCAGCCUCACGCUGGUAGCGAAGUCUUUGCCACUGCUGGCACCUCGGCAUCUGCACAGUCUUCCAAGUCAGGCUCAUCUGGCAGCAACACGGGCAAGGGCAAAGCGCCUGCACAUAGUUCCUCUACCGCCGUCGCCCGCCGUCGCAAGGGGCAGCUGCAGCUGCGGGACGACGCCAUGCUGGUGUGGUUCUGGAUUCCUGUGCUGCUCAUCGCCGCCGUGGUGCUGCUCUGUUCCAAGAGCUCGAGCAUCUUUAGCUACGCUGACCUCAUGAGCUAUUUGGACCUGCCCGCCGUCGGACGCAACCGAGAGGCUUGA
Molecule: messenger RNA, 4713 nt
Organism: Sporisorium graminicola
Lineage: Eukaryota; Fungi; Basidiomycota; Ustilaginomycetes; Ustilaginales; Ustilaginaceae
Exons: 1
Coding region: 1-4713 (1570 amino acids)
Molecular function (GO): protein binding
Source: RefSeq, a predicted model, not a curated record